ACAUUUGGCAUCAUUAGAGGUUCCAUUGAUGAUAAAGUAAUCAUUCUAGGGAAUCACCGCGACUCAAGGAGACCCGGGGCCAGUGACUCUAUCAGGGGCGCUGCAGCUUUAAUAGAAGUCGUCCGAAGUUUCGCAACGGCAUACAGAGCAGGAUGGCGGCCUCGGCAAACCAUCAUGUUUGUCAGCUGGGAAGGUGCAGAAACCGGACAAGUUGGAUCCGAACCUUGGAUAGCCUCUCAUCUCCCCUGGCUUCGGAAGACUGCCGUAGCAUAUCUAAACGUCGUCGUUGCAGCAGCAGGCUCCGAAUUCCAAGUCAAAGCAACCCCACUCCUGCAAAACGUUGUCCACAGAGCG
Messenger RNA from Mytilinidion resinicola, 354 nucleotides. RefSeq names its product Zn-dependent exopeptidase. The annotation marks the transcript as partial. The transcript has a single exon. NCBI's taxonomy places the organism in Eukaryota, Fungi, Ascomycota, Dothideomycetes, Mytilinidiales, Mytilinidiaceae. Gene Ontology annotation, molecular function: carboxypeptidase activity. The record is from RefSeq and is a predicted model, not a curated record.